UUUGAAUUUUUUGUAUAACGCAAAAACCUGCGAUAGAGCAAAAAAUCCGCAAUACAAGAAUACAUUUAAAAUAUUAAAAACCCGCGACGCGACGCACUGAGGGCGCGACAGCCGAACUGCGACACAGCCAGGGACGACUGUACUUUUAAUUUAACUCCUUUUCCUCGGCCGUCUGUAAAACAAAGCCAGACAAUUAGUCUGAUGUGAUUGAAGUGUUCGUUUCUUUUUUCCUCCACAAUACCAACCUGUAAUCAGGCAGAGGGACGGAGAGAUAACAAGAAAAAAGGAAGAGAUCGGGUUUCUCAGCUGGCUCUCUACCCUAAUCCUGGAUUUGGAAGUGGGCCGGGAAGAACGCAGGUAGGACAAACACAGGUAAUAACAACACUGACAUUAGGGUUGGAAGGUGGGGGGCGAGCAGCCUGAUAGGACGUGCUGAGAGGGGUGGUUAGGACCAGACGGGUAGGAUAUAAAUACCAGCAGUAGACGACAGCGGUCGGCGAAAACCCUCGGUUUGAGGGAUUUUGAUGACAAGCGUAUCAAACACAGACCAGUGUGAAUCCCGUAUCAUAUCUCAAACUUUAGCUCAACACUGAGAAUCUUAGCCGAGAGAGUCGACCUGUUUCAAACUGAAAAAAAACCUGAAAGAAACCAAGGCUAAAGUUCUAGCUAACAAGUGAUAUUUAACAGUUUUCUUCCGGACGAGAAAGAACUUCAGAGUAAUGACGGGAAACUAGAGGAAAUAGGAACACGAAGGUAAGCAGAGACGAGACGUCACAUCUUUUCGCACCGCUGAGAUCGGGCCCGGGGAAGAAAUGGCCUGUCAGGCGUUCAACACCGACUCCUUCGCUCCACUGGCCGGAGAGAACACGUUACCCAUCCUCAUGCACCACAGCGCGGCCUCUGACUGUCCACCUCCCGGCGUCUCACACGCCCACAGCAUGGUAUCUGCAGUCUCGUCUGGACUGUCCCUGGGUCAGACGUCCAAACGCUCCCACAUGCAUCUGUCCCCGACCUCCCUCGGCAACGCUCUGGGGAACAGCCCCCCCGGCCUUCAUUACCCAGUCACCCCCUGUCACUACAGCAACCAGCAGGCCACCUACGGUAUGAUGGCAGCUCAGGAGAUGCUCUCUGCCAGCAUCUCUCAGACAUGUAUCCUGCAGACCUGCGGUGUUCCUCACCCAAACAUGGUGAGCGCUGCUAACUCCCUCCAAGGUUCCCUCACUCCCUGCUUGUACAAGUUUCCCGAUCACAGUCUGAGUAACGGUCCCUGUGCAUUAAGCCAUGGAUUCUCUUCACUGCCUCCGGCGAUCCUGUCGACCGACGACACCCCCGGGGGGCCCUCUGUUGGAGAGUUGAAAACCGACACCCUAAGGAAGGGCAUACGGGACGUCGAAGACGUGCCCGCCAUGGAUUCCCAGCAGAUACAAGAGCUGGAGAUGUUUGCCAACGAUUUUAAAAUACGCAGGAUAAAGCUAGGCUACACGCAGACUAACGUGGGCGAGGCCCUUGCAGCCGUGCACGGCUCAGAGUUCAGCCAGACCACCAUCUGCCGCUUCGAGAAUUUGCAGCUGAGCUUCAAGAACGCCUGCAAACUCAAGGCCAUUCUGGCAAAAUGGCUGAACGAAGCGGAGCUGGCUGGUGCCCUGUACAACGACAAAGUUGGAGUUAAUGAGAGGAAGAGAAAAAGGAGAACCACCAUCAGCCUGGGAGCAAAGGAGGCUCUGGAGCACAGCUUUGUGGAGAAAAGUAAACCGUCAUCUCAAGAAAUAGCCAGGAUAGCCAAAGGCCUCCACCUGGAGAAGGAAGUGGUCCGAGUCUGGUUCUGCAACAGACGCCAACGGGAGAAACGGGUUAAAACCAGCCUGAACCUCAGCUCCAGUCUGACCAAGAUCAGUCCUCACUACAUAACACAGAUGGGUAAAGUGCAACGACCGAUGACGUAGCUUCAGGAUCCGGGAGAAAACGAAUGUUUGUGUCCGCUAACAUUCGAUUCCUUCAUCACGGACAAAGUAUUUACUUCUACAACAAUGCAUUCAGAGCAGAAAAUGCAACAGGUGUCGUCACAAAAUUACAGCAAAAGAGAAAUGUGUGCUCAGAAAUUUUGGUUACAGAGGUUGCAGUUACUUCAAAGUGCCUGACGGGGGUGCUAUUAGCACAGUUUAAGACCCCUCGUCACCUCUAGUACGAUGCAUUUAGAGCAGACAAUGAAGUAUGUGAAGUGAGAAAAUUACAGCAAUAGAAAAAAAGAAUGUUGACACACACCUGCCAGAAGGGGGUGCCAAUAACACAGUUUGAGUGCCUUAGUCUGUGAAUUGAGUUACAAAUGUGAUCGUGUUUAUCACUGAUCUAAACUAAGAGAUUAAACAAAGUGCAGCAUUUUGGAUGAAUGAAGUACAAAUAUGAGUACUUCACAAUUACAUUCUUGCGUCAAAUAAUUUUGAAAAUACUUCUAUGUAAAGGUACGCGGCUAACCUGCGCCUUAAAACACAUUUUCUACUGAUUAUUUAUUAUUUAUUCUUUCAAAAAUCCAAAAUACUAAAAUAUUUAAAUAACAUAUUGAAAAGUGAGCCUGAGACAAUUAACGAAACAGAGGCUAAAAAUUUGUGCGUACAAAUACACCAGUCAAAUACACUAUUAACAGCUGUUACAGGUAUAUUUAUUGUUUGGUAUUUUAAUGGUUGAAAUUGUUUUUUUAAAGUGUUUUCAUGAAGGACAUUAGUGAGGCCGUUCUUUUAGUUUUUAGGAAAAGAAAAAAUAAU
Cynoglossus semilaevis (tongue sole) is the source of this 2759-nucleotide messenger RNA. RefSeq names its product POU class 1 homeobox 1 (gene pou1f1). Gene Ontology annotation, biological process: regulation of transcription by RNA polymerase II. The transcript has 7 exons. The record is from RefSeq and is a predicted model, not a curated record. NCBI's taxonomy places the organism in Eukaryota, Metazoa, Chordata, Actinopteri, Pleuronectiformes, Cynoglossidae. Gene Ontology annotation, molecular function: RNA polymerase II cis-regulatory region sequence-specific DNA binding; DNA-binding transcription factor activity, RNA polymerase II-specific. The coding region runs from base 813 to 1943 and encodes 376 amino acids.